AUGAAAAGGCUACUCUGCCUCUUCUUUCUAUGCCUUUUCUAUACUAAUUCUGCCUCUCUAUCUCUUAACUUUAAGGAUGAAGACCCAGUCCAGUCAAGAGAGACAGUCAAAUUUGAUUUUGGCUGGAGAUUUCAACUUGGAGGCAACAAUAUAGCACCAUGUCCUGAAAGUGUCUUUCCUAAAAACCUUAGUGGAGUAGAAUGCAUGGGCCUUCGAUCUGGAAGCUCUAAAAAUGCAGAUGAUUGCAGAGGUGAAUGCUGUGCUGAUGUGAUGUGUGCUAUAUGGCAAUACACUGAUAGUCAAGGUUGCUGGAUUGGUCAGAGCAACGAUUGCAAUCACACCAGUAGUUCUUGGGUUGGUGGAGGAAGGGACACUCCUGCUAAGCCUGUACCACCUCCUGAUUCUGGGCCCACAACUCGUGACUUUGAUGACAGCGAUUGGGAGAUUGUGGAUGCACCUCAUGACUCACUGAUAGGUGGAGAGUAUGCACAAAAUGGAACUGUAAGGGGACAAGCUUACCUCCCGAAGAACAUCACUUGGUAUAGGAAGCAUUUCAAUCUACCAGCAGAGUGGAAGGGUAGGAUUAUAUGGGUUUACUUUGAAGGUGUUUUUCGUUCUUCGACUACAUACCUAAAUGGACUCAUGCUGCAUCAUGAAGACUCUGGUUAUACCAGUUUUGUUGUACGACUUGACAAUUGCUCGGGCAUUUUAUUUGGUGAUGGGAAGGACAAUGAAAAUGUUCUCACUAUAUUGUCUACUCCGAAUGAGGGAUUCUCUGGUUGGUGGUAUGAAGGAGGUGGACUGUACAGACACACUUACCUUGUGUCGGCUGAUGUGGUUCAUAUUAUACCAGACGGUACAUACGUAGCAGCAGCAGUUCAUGGGACAAUAAAAGCACAUGAUCCUAACGAUAUCAGCAAAGGGAAAUAUGUGGACAUUGCAGUCAUUGGUGUGAGCAGUGAAGUUAUUAAUGACGAUACGAAGGAACAAAAGAGAACCUACCAAUAUACUUUAUUUGAUGCAGAUGGGAAGCAGGUAGGCAAUUCAAUGCUACCUCCUAGCGAUUUCAGUGCUGGUGAACUUAAGGUCCUCACUGAUAGCUAUACAGCAAAGAAUGUAGAGCUAUGGAGUCCAGCCCGUCCAUACUUGUACACACUUCAGUGUGAGCUACUGAAUAAUGCUGAUGAUGCUGUUAUCACUGAUAGUGGAGUGACUGAUACAUAUAACAUUACUUUUGGAAUACGAAGCACUCAAUGGGAUCCAGAUAAAGGGUUCUUCAUAAACGAUGGUCAUUUUACUUGGAGAGGUUUCAACAAUCAUAACGAUUUUACCGGAGUAGGUGUUGCAGUUCCCGACAGAAUAAACCUGUUUAGAGCACAGUCGAUGAGAGCUGUAGGAGCCAAUGCUUGGAGGAUGUCACAUAAUCCACCAAUACCAGUGAUGCUUGAUAUAAUGGAUAAUGUUGGUAUUUUAGUCUGGGAUGAGAACAGGGAAUUCGGUGAUAAUCCAGUAUGGGUAGCAAACCAGCGUAACAUGGUCAGAAGGGACAGGAAUCAUCCGAGUGUAAUGGCAUGGUCAUUUUGUAAUGAGGCAGGUUGCAAUGCUGGUGAUUCUGUGCCGGUAGCAAAGGAGUUUGCAGAAGUCUCUAAAGAAGCUGAUCCUAAUCGCCCAGUGACUGCUAAUAUGAUCAGUGAUUUUGGUGGAGCUCUUUCGUCUCAAAUUGACGUGCAAGGCUUCUCACACAAGCCUGGUAAUAUCUUUGAUACAUUUCACAAACAGUUCCCAAAGGUACCAACAAUUGGCUCUGAAUGCUGUUCAUGCACCACACAGAGAGGAGAGGAUUUCCCUGACAACACAAAAUUUCUUCUUGGAAACUUUAAUGCCAAUUGCAACAAAGACCAAACAGAGAGUCAACUUGACAGAUCUUAUGUGGUUGGUUGCAUGGUGUGGACUUUGUUUGAUUAUUAUGGAGAGCCUGCUUUUGGCUGGCCUCACAUCUCAUCAUCAUUUGGAUCAAUAGACUUGGCUGGUUUUGCUAAAGCCUCGGCUUACUGGUAUCGCUCUUGGUGGCUCUACAAUGGGGUCCACAAUCACAGCACUGGUGGGAUCGACGUUCCUCUUAAUCCUCCAAAACUCAUUAAUCCUGAUGCUCAACCAGCUGAAGACAAUCCUCAAGAUGGCUACCUUGUACACAUAGUGGAGCACUGGGAUAAGAAUGAUGCAGCUCCAAAGCGUACGAUACAUGUCUAUACUAAUGCACCAUCAGCUGAACUAUUUGUAAAUGGGAAAUCUCAAGGAGUCAAGACUUUAGUGUGGCAAGGAUGGGCAGAAUGGGACGGAGUAGCUUACGAAGAUGGCAACCUAACAGCUAAUGCUAUGGACGACAAGAAUGCUAUUGUAGCCAGACAUACUAGACUAACUACAGGAGAUCCUGCAAAGAUAGUAGCAAUGCUAGAUGUGCCAAACGACGACACGGGAACAGGCUCCGCACUAGUACUUGAUGGACAAGACUCUGGUAUGGUCAGUGCUGUAUUGCUUGAUUCUAAUGGAAGAGUGGCUCAUGGCUCGUCUCUCAAUAUAACGUUCAGUAUCACGAGUGGCCCUGGGAGGAUCAUUGGUGUGGGGAAUGGUAACCCUCAGUGUCAUGAGCCUAAUCAUGCCACAUGGCGUAGUGCUUAUCACGGGCUGGCCCGUGCUAUUGUACAAGUAACUCAAGACCAUACUACAGCUAAUAGAGACCGUAUGAUACAAAUUGAUAGCGAUGGGGGGCAGAGGACUCUGGUUGGAGACCCACGUGAUCCCAAGAGGUUUCUUGAUGAUAUAGUUGUACAAGUGUCUGCUGAAGGUGUUGGUACAGCUACUGUGUCUAUACCAACCAGUACUGAUCCUAAUGAUGGUGUGAUUUCAACUGCUAGGAAAUCACGACAAUAG
Molecule: messenger RNA, 2931 nt
Organism: Amphimedon queenslandica
Lineage: Eukaryota; Metazoa; Porifera; Demospongiae; Haplosclerida; Niphatidae
Product: beta-galactosidase BoGH2A-like
Exons: 1
Coding region: 1-2931 (976 amino acids)
Biological process (GO): carbohydrate metabolic process
Molecular function (GO): hydrolase activity, hydrolyzing O-glycosyl compounds
Source: RefSeq, a predicted model, not a curated record